AUUGCGGAAAACAUGGACGUCAAUAAAAACAUUGGUGUAAUUGAGUUCUAUCAGGACUCAACAAUCCUUAUCACAGGCGCGACCGGAUUCACCGGUCAAGUUUUGUUGGAGAAAAUUUUACGUAGCCUGAAACCACGGAAAAUUUACGUUUUGGUUCGUGAAAAGCGAGGCGUGAAAGCACGGAAAGAGGUAAAGCAGUUGUUCUCGAAUGUUCUCUUUGAACAGGUUCGUCAAGAUAAUUUACUGUGCCGCGUAAUUCCAGUAGAUGUAGAUUUUGACCAAGAGCAUCUCUCUCUUGACGAAGCUCUGCGGGAAAACCUAGCCAACGAAGUCGACGUACUCUUCAAUCUGUUGGCAAGUGUGAACUUCAACGAACCACUUGCAAGUGCUUUUCAAACAAAUGUCGAGUACAGCAGAAACCUGCUGCAGUUGGCUAGCACGUUCCAUCACUUGAAAGCUGUCAUACACGUGUCAACGUUCUACUCCAACUGCGAUCGCACAACAAUAGAGGAACUGAUCUAUCCCGACACUAGCUUCGGUGGAUACGAGAACGUGCGGGCUAUUUUGAACCAGCUGAAACCAACCGAAAGAGAUGUUUUCUCUCCAUUUAUUCUAGGGAAACAGCCCAACACUUACACGUACAGUAAGAAAUGUGCAGAAUCGAUGAUCAAUGAUAACUUUAGUCAGUUACCGGUUGGAAUCUUCCGACCACCUAUUGUGAGCUCAACAUUUCGUGAACCUUUUCCGGAUUGGUAUUACAAAUACAAUGGCCCUUGUGGGAUACUGAUGGCCUUGUACUUUGGACUACUGAAUGUUUUGCCGUUCGAAUUUGACAAGAGGACAUUUGUGGCACCGGUAGACUACUGUAUCAAUGCGAUGCUGUGCUGCGCCGUUGACGUGUACAAAAAACACUGUCAACAGUCUACGGAUUGUAUCGGGAAGGUGCAGGUCUACAACUUUACCGAUGGCACCAGAAAUUGCAGCUGGGAGGAGGCUUACCGUUGGUACCUGGAAGGUAUGACUCCUUUGCGAACAUAUUUGAGAGCCCGCUUUCUAACGUUAACUUCUAACAACAAAAUCCUUUGUGAGAUUGGUUUUUAUUGGAUGAGAGUACGCGCCCACUUCAUCGAUUUUAUUGCAUGGGCCUUGGGGAAAAAGUCACCAACAGCAGCUACUGCCACCACAGAACGAAUCAUCACGCAAGUGAAGCUUCUUAGGCCGUUUUGCGUUCAAGAAUGGGGCAUGGGCAAUAGUAACAUGAUGAAAGUAGUUGAAGGGUUGAGCGUUCGUGACAAACUUCGUUUUCCUUGCGAUCUCAGGAAUGUUGAUUUGGAAGCACAUUUGAGAAGGUUCAUACCAGGAGUAUUGAAGUAUGUGGUUAAUGCUAAAAGCGUAGCUUGAACUUGAUUAAUAAAAGCUUAAUGCUCA
Messenger RNA from Aedes albopictus (Asian tiger mosquito), 1428 nucleotides. RefSeq names its product fatty acyl-CoA reductase 1-like. Gene Ontology annotation, cellular component: peroxisome. The transcript has 5 exons. Gene Ontology annotation, biological process: long-chain fatty-acyl-CoA metabolic process. The record is from RefSeq and is a predicted model, not a curated record. Gene Ontology annotation, molecular function: alcohol-forming very long-chain fatty acyl-CoA reductase (NADP+) activity. The coding region runs from base 13 to 1401 and encodes 462 amino acids. Lineage: Eukaryota; Metazoa; Arthropoda; Insecta; Diptera; Culicidae.